AGCAGAAGCAAAUGCAAAAACAUUUCAAGAAGGAAAGAAAGAGAAGAAAAGGAAGGAAAGACGCAUGUUUUCCAUUUAAGAAGUUCACUGCAAUUGCAAUAUUUUGUGAUUUUAAUUUAUUACACUCACACUUAUCGAAAAAUAUUUUUUAAAAUAAACCAGAAUUUACUUAAUUUCUAAUUUGUAAAGAAAAUGAGGAUGUAUGCCAAUUUUUCGCUGCAGAAUCGGACAGAAGACAAACUAAUCCGUCAUUCAGGAACUAUAGUCAUUUUGCGUACAAUAUUGCUUGGACUCAUCACUGUAGCCAUUAUUUUUAGCAACAUUAUUAACAUGUGGAUUCUUAGAAAAGUCAGGGAACUUCAGACCUUAGGAAAGGUUCUUCUCAUUAAUUUGAGCGUUGCUGAUUUUAUAAAUGGUUUCUUUGUUUGUUUGCCUGCUGUCUUAGCUUCCGCCUGUGACAGGUGGUUAUUAGGUACUACAUAUUGCACAGUGUCAUGUAUUUUGCAUGGCAUCACGUGUACAGUAUCGAUUUGGUGCUUAGCUAUCGUUAGUUUAGACAGAUAUAUCGCUAUUAACUUCCCAGUCCGAUAUCGAAACGCUAAAAAGAUGUACUAUUCAAUUGGCAUUUUGAUAGCAGUUUGGUUGUUUUCUUUGAUAACUUUUCUUUCCCCACAUAUUUUCGAUUCAAAAUAUUACGGAUAUCAAGAGACUAUCGUUAUGUGUGGAAUGAAGUGGAAAUCAGUAAUUUUUUGCAUUGCUACAGGUCUCUAUAUUCCUAUUUUAAGUGCUGCCGUAAUCUUUUUUUCUUCGUACAAAGUUUCAAAGGCCCUUCUAGCAAUUCAACAAGCGAAAACUAAUCGCCGAGGACAGGUAAAAUGUUCCAGAGAUUUGAAAGCUAUCAGGAUGCUAAAAAUAAGCACAAUAUGUUACAUUGCUGCCUGGGGUCCUUAUACACUAAUUGCCUACUUGAAGGCCUUUAAUGUGUUUACAGAUGUACCCGAAGAAGUUGAAUUCACAGUGGCUUGGUUGGCAAACAGCAACAGUUUCAUGAAUGUCAUCAUAUACUCAGGACACUUGGACGGGUUCUUACGUCAGCUAAAAAAGAAUUUCUCCUGUUGCAUGUGCUCUCGUUGUUGUAAGGAUAACGCAGUCUACCCGGAUGUACGUGAGGACUCCAAUUUACCCUCCACAAUCACUCAAACAAACAUUUAUUAGAUGUCUGUAGAUGCAGGGGCAUGAAUAUGUGUGUGUGAAGCGUUCCAUGUUUCUAGGCGCAGGAGUGGCUGUGUAGUAAGUAGCUUGCUUACCAACCACUUCGUUCC
Messenger RNA from Octopus sinensis (East Asian common octopus), 1322 nucleotides. Its product is annotated as somatostatin receptor type 4-like. The transcript has a single exon. The record is from RefSeq and is a predicted model, not a curated record. The coding region runs from base 193 to 1215 and encodes 340 amino acids. Lineage: Eukaryota; Metazoa; Mollusca; Cephalopoda; Octopoda; Octopodidae. Gene Ontology annotation, cellular component: membrane. Gene Ontology annotation, biological process: G protein-coupled receptor signaling pathway. Gene Ontology annotation, molecular function: G protein-coupled receptor activity.